GAAAAAAGAUAAUUGACCAAAACCUCAUAUUGGAGAAGUCAUUAGGUGGUGUAAGCAGAGAAGAUUAAGCGCCCAAACUAGUAAUUUCCAAAGCCGAUUUCGUUAUCUUCUUCUCGGAGCAACACCCUGAACCAGAAACAAGCCGAACUUGAGUUCUCCUUCUCGACGGUGCUCUUUGUUUCCUCAUCAAUGGCGUUUCAACUUUUCUCCUUUACCCAUCUCGCGCUCUUCCCUAAAGGCGAGUCCUUUCGUCGUUUGCUCUUGCCAACGCAAAAACCCAGUUCCUUUCACUCUACUUCUUUACCCACCACGAGCAAGGCUCUCCACUUCUCGCCCAAUUCUCGAAUCCUCCAAGCAGUUGCCGGUGAUUGUUCGGGAACCAAAGAGAACGAAACCGAUCAAGAGAUUGCUUUGACUCUUCGAGAAAUCUGCCAAGAUUACGUGCCUGAGCACAUUUUGCGCAGAAUGGAAGAAAUUGGGUAUGUCGUUCCGACAGAUGUGCAGCGAGAAGCUCUGCCUACUUUGUUUUCAGGGCGUGACUGUAUUCUCCAUGCCCAGACAGGUUCAGGCAAGACAUUGACUUACCUGUUGCUGAUAUUCUCUCUUUUAAACCCUCAAAGAGCUGCUGUGCAAGCUGUGAUUGUUGUCCCCACGAGGGAGCUUGGUAUGCAAGUUACAAAAGUUGCUCGGAUGUUGGCUGCAAAAUCAUUGGAUAUGGAGGAAAAGGCAUUUACAGUCAUGGCUCUUUUAGAUGGAGGAAUGCUAAGAAGGCAUAAAAGCUGGUUAAAGGCGGAGCCACCAGCUAUAGUAGUUGCAACGAUAUCAAGUUUGUGCCACAUGCUAGAAAAACACGUAAUUAAGCUUGAUUCCAUGAGAGUACUUGUUGUAGAUGAGGUUGAUUUCUUGUUCUACUCUUCGAAACAAGUCAGUUCUGUGAGGAGGCUUUUGACAUCUUUUUCGUCAUGUGAUAAACGUCAGACGGUUUUCGCCAGUGCUUCCAUUCCCCAACAUAACCGUUUUGUACAUGACUGUGUACAGCAAAAGUGGACAAAGGGCAACCUGGUGCAUGUCCAUGUCAGCGCAAUUAUGCCCAUGCCGGGAUGCCUUCUUCAUAAAUUUGUCAUUUGUGGAAAGAAUGAUAGGCUUCAAGUGCUGCUUACCUUGUUAGAGUCUCAUGCCCCUGAGUCAGCCAUUGUUUUUGUUGGGGAGCAGUCCGAGAAGUCGAAGAAGGCUGGAAAUGCUCCUUCUACAACUAUGUUAAUUGAAUUCCUCAAAACUUCGUACAAGGGCUUGCUGGAUGUCCUCCUAUUGGAGGAGGACAUGAAUUUCAAUUCACGAACAGCUUCACUUACAGAGAUCCGCCAAGGAGGGGGUUUUCUUCUUGUUUCUACUGAUAUCGCAGCCAGAGGCAUUGAUCUACCAGAAACAACUCAUAUCUAUAACUUUGAUCUCCCAAAAACGGCUGCAGAUUAUCUGCACCGAGCUGGAAGAACAGGUAGAAAACCAUUUUCUGAUAGGAAAUGCAUUGUUACCAAUCUGAUCAUGCUGGAGGAACGGUUUGCCUUGCAAAGAUUUGAAAAUGAACUGAUGUUUAGCUGUGAAGAACUGAUGCUGUAGAUGAGUCGAAGCACCUUCAACUUAAUGCGAUUAGUUGACAGAACUUGGAAAUAUCCGUGGGAAGGUUUACAUCAUUAUCUAACAAAAUGGCAGUAUGGCACUGAAAGCAGGAUCAUUUGCUUAUAGAAUCAUGGGCUUUUCUUUAUUCAGUAACCAUACUUGUCCAUCUUUUCGUUUUCUGUAUUCUCAUGGUAGGAAAACAACCUAGAAUUCAAUAUAUCAUA
Messenger RNA from Tarenaya hassleriana, 1841 nucleotides. Its product is annotated as DEAD-box ATP-dependent RNA helicase 58, chloroplastic. Gene Ontology annotation, molecular function: RNA binding; RNA helicase activity; ATP binding. Lineage: Eukaryota; Viridiplantae; Streptophyta; Magnoliopsida; Brassicales; Cleomaceae. The coding region runs from base 190 to 1617 and encodes 475 amino acids. The record is from RefSeq and is a predicted model, not a curated record. The transcript has 11 exons.